UAAGCGCCAGACUGACGUCACACAAAACGUCUACGUUUGAGCUGGCGGAUGUGGUUCUGUUUAUAGCUACUCUUGUAGAUCUUUUUACCUUAAUGUUUGUGUUUUGUUUCGGUUUUAGUCUUUCUCUUACAUGUGGUACCGCUGUAUUGCGAACUCCAGAAUACGAAGUAUACAAAGCUGUGUCCUGAGUGAAGCUGGUGUGGUGCAGGAUGCGGGAUUAGCUGCUUCAGGGCGCCGCAUGGAGGUUGUUCUGCACAACUUGGAGAGCACUGUGGAGCUGCUUGCCGUGUCGCAGACUGUCUCUGUGGCUGAGUGGGACGGUGAGACAGUGGACAGGGCGUUUCGGUGGGCACAAUACUGCGAACAUCUUCACACUCGCUUCCACACAAACCCGUCGGUCCGUGGCUCUUUAGAGACCCGCCUGCGCGAGACUAACCAGCUGCUGGCGCACACGUUCACCGGGUAUCGCGGUCUGACUCUGUCUGAUCUGGCGCAGUGCCGCCACAGGCUGCUUGUUGGUCUGUUAAAAAACCCCGCGACUCCACACCCUGUUAUUAAAUUACUUUUGGGUAAGUUUGGACUUGGGGCUGAAGAUGCUGAAGGUGACCAACAUGUUGACGUCAGUGGUCUCAGCGCCUGCAGGUCAGCGUGUAAACUCUUGGGCGACUUUACACUGAACCGGAAGAGUGAUUUUGGCCUCUCUGCUGGCACACAGGUUCACUGCACGAUGCUCUUACAGCGCAUCCAGGUCCUACAGAGCCACCCAGGCAACCAGGCAUACGCUACAAAGUUCCUGGAUUGUUUGCGGGAGGACAGUGGAGAAGGACAGGACAGCUUUCUGACACUUAUAGCAACUGCCCUGCUGUCAACAGACACCACGAGUGAUUACACUGCAGCUCAAGACUUUCUGCUCGACUGGUUAGAAGGACAUGGUGGCUUGCUGCACAGCAUGUGUUUGUCUUUACCUCCUGAACUGUGCACCAGACUUUCUCAACGAUGGCCGAAAUUUAGGCUUGCUUAUUGGGACAGUUUGAAAAAGUCAGCCUCCUCCUUGGUAUAUGAUGUGAGCAGUGGAUUAUGGAUACGGCCUUGUGACAAUGCAGUGGCAUCAUUUCCGACGCUCACGGAACGGUUGAAGUCCUUGUGGAGCUCAGGUUCACCAUUAAAAGAUGAGACUGAAGAACAGUUGGUCGCUCUGAAACAGGCUGAUGGGGACUUUGAGGUUGAGGGACUGAGUGUGUGGACAGAUCUGCUUGUACAGCUCAUGUGAAAGCUGUGUGUCCCUCUCCAGUUGUUACAGACCAAGAUAUAGGCAGUGGUGUGGUUAGAUAGCAGACAGGGGGAGACAGCGCUCUUUAACAGAUCUGCACAUUGUCUCCGACUACAGAGCUGCAAUAUUACCAAAUUUACUGUCAGAACAGCACGUACUGUAAUCUCAUUUGUGGUUUAAAAUGUAAUAAAAGAUGUAUUUUAUUUACAUAAUUGUUUAUUCCCAGCAGCUAUGCUGAAUUUAAUGUAAAUUAUUAUUAUUCCUGUUGAAUGUAUUGUAUUAUAACCUCAAAACUGAUGCAGAUAAUCUACUUUAAAACCGAUCGUAUUUCUCUUGAA
Messenger RNA from Ictalurus punctatus (channel catfish), 1608 nucleotides. It is a transcript of the gene fancf, whose product is annotated as FA complementation group F. The transcript has a single exon. The record is from RefSeq and is a predicted model, not a curated record. Bases 131 to 1270 code for a protein of 379 amino acids. Gene Ontology annotation, cellular component: Fanconi anaemia nuclear complex. NCBI's taxonomy places the organism in Eukaryota, Metazoa, Chordata, Actinopteri, Siluriformes, Ictaluridae. Gene Ontology annotation, biological process: interstrand cross-link repair.